Messenger RNA from Chelonoidis abingdonii (Abingdon island giant tortoise), 495 nucleotides. Lineage: Eukaryota; Metazoa; Chordata; Testudines; Testudinidae. The record is from RefSeq and is a predicted model, not a curated record.
AUGAGGGUGUCCAAGGAGCUGGCUGGGGUUAGGCUGGGGAUCGAGGAGAUCCAAGCUGAUCAUGUAAAAGACUCAUCGUAUCUCCAGGACGCCAUAGAGAUAAAGAACCUAACACACAGCAUGUCGAAGGAGCUGGCUGAGGUGAGAAGGGACCACGACAGACUACCGGAGGCCUUGAGCAGGGUGCAGGAUGAGUUUCAGAACUUUAAAGAAUUCACCUGCAUGAAAUGUCCACCUGGUUGGCAGCAUUUUGAGAAAAGUUGCUACUUCUUUUCAACAUCGGCUAAAUCCUGGCCAGAUGCUAAGCAGUUCUGUACCGAUCAAAGGUCUGGCCUGGUUAUCGUUAACACCACAGAGGAACAGAGGUUUUUGUCAAACCACAUCACUGAGCCGAACGUGUACUGGCUGGGCCUCAGCGACUCAGCGAAGGAAGGGGAGUGGCGCUGGCUGGAUGGCAGCCCCCUGUCUCUCAGUUCCGUGAAUCGAUGCAACUGA